ACAUCCAAAGGCAUUACAGUUUUAACAUUGUUUAGUUCCACUAACAUCAAAAUGAUUGUAAAGUUUAUAAUUUUUGUGGUGAUAAUAAUUCAGGUAUUGGCUAAAAAAGACGACGCCACAACCGAACUCAACAAGCUUAAAAUAAAAGUAGAGUCAGAAGUGAACACAUUCGAGGAAAACUCCAAAAAAUGGCAACAAAACCUAUUCCAAGACGUAUUAAAAUUUGAUAAUAAAACACUGGAAGACGUAAACAAAAAAAUCAAAAGAAUUAAAGAAAAUGUUGCUAAAUUAAAACCGAAAAACCCUAAAUGUGUCGACGACCAAAAGGAGGCAAUUUCAAAACUGGACGGCUUAGGGAAAUCAUUUUAUCCAUGUAGCAGUCAAGUAGCAGGAAGCACGGAAAGAAAUAUCGGUGAGUUUCAAAAUCGAGUUGCCAGGGCCAAAGGCCAACUGGAUAUGCUUGAGGAUAGGAUUAAGGGAUGUGCAGAGAAUGAAGAUUGUUUGACCGCCGUUAUAAGGGAUAUUAAAAAAAGUAAUAUAGCGAAAGAAAUAGAAGAUAUAACAGGGAAAACCGAAGAUUUUGUUAAUGUUAAAAAGAAUGAAUUAAACCAUUGUUCUACUGUGGAUAAGGUUAAAGAUAGGGGUGACGAAAUAGUUAACAAAAUUAGAGAAUGUAUUGAUAAACAUUACUAAUAAUAUAAUGUUGAAUGUAAGAAUUCUGCCAUUUAAUAUGUCAUGUAACUUUUUUUAAUAAAU
This is a messenger RNA of Brassicogethes aeneus, 756 nucleotides long. The record is from the annotation of a GenBank genome assembly. NCBI's taxonomy places the organism in Eukaryota, Metazoa, Arthropoda, Insecta, Coleoptera, Nitidulidae.